UUUUUUUUAUUUUAAAAUUUUUUUCUUCUCUCUUACUUCUCUAUAUAUAUCCUACUCUUCCUGUGCUUCGAUAUUUCAAAAUUUCAUCGCUUUUGAAGUUUCAAAAUUUAAAUGGCUGGUAUUUGCUGUGGUGUUGUUGGAGAAGGCGAACCAACGGCUCCAAUCGAGCCAAAUCCACGCCCAUCCAGGCGAAGGAGCCUAGACUUGCUUUCUUUGAGGUUAAUGACCGACGUGGCGACGGCGGCGGCGCCCGAGGCUUCCCGGAAACGGCAGAGGAUGGAUCUUUGCGCGGUUCCCAGGGAGUGCGGCAACGUCGCGAAGAACCGCGGUUCCUUUGUUGUCGGGCAGAACAAGGAGGACGGAUCUAAGCAGCUGGUUAACAACGAAGAUGGCACAGUUUCGGAACCGAAACGGUCCAAGGUUUCUUCUCUGUUGGGUUCGACGGCGGGAGGUUUGGGAAAUGAGAAGGUUUAUGGAGAGUGUCCGAAGUUCGGCGUGACUUCCGUUUGCGGAAGGAGACGAGACAUGGAGGAUUCGGUUACUGUGCGUCCUUCUUUCUGUGAUGAGAGUUACAGAGGGUUCCAUUACUUCGGCGUGUUUGACGGUCACGGUUGCUCACAUGUUGCGACGCUGUGCAAGGAGAGGCUGCAUGAUAUUGUGAAGGAUGAAAUCAGUGGAGCGAAGAAGGAUGAAGAAGAGUUGGAAUGGAAAUCCGUGAUGAAGCAUGGGUUCUUGCGCAUGGACGACGACGUACACACCUGGAGCAAGGGGAAUCACUCCUCCACCUGCCGCUGCGAGCUUCAGAGUCCACACUGCGACGCUGUCGGAUCCACUGCCGCUGUCGCCGUCGUCACCUCCGAGAAGAUCGUUGUCUCCAACUGCGGCGACUCACGUGCAGUGCUCUGCCGCAACGGCGUGGCCAUCCCCCUGUCCUCCGAUCACAAGCCUGACCGACCCGACGAACUGAUCCGGGUUCAAGCUGCAGGAGGGCGCGUGAUCUAUUGGGAUGUUCCCAGGGUGCUUGGGAUGCUAGCCAUGUCUAGAGCCAUAGGGGAUAAUUAUCUGAAACCGUACGUGAUCCCGGAACCGGAGGUGACCGUUACUGAGAGGAGACACGAUGAUGAGUGCUUGAUUAUUGCGAGUGACGGUUUGUGGGACGUGGUGUCAAAUGACACUGCGUGCGGGGUGGUGCGGAUGUGUCUCAAGGCGCACAAGCUGCCGUCGCCGCCGGGGUCUCCGUCGGGGAGUGGGGUGGCAGCGGACGGAUCCGAUAGGGCGUGCUCAGAUGCUUCCAUUCUGCUGACGAAGCUGGCGCUGGCGAGGCACAGCGAGGAUAAUGUGAGCGUGGUGGUAGUUGACUUGAGGAGGGGCCAACAACGGUCUAAUCCCAACAAUAACGACAACGUUAAUUGAAAUGAUGGUACCAAUGGAUGAAUGAAUGAAACGGCCUUUUAACUUCAAUGGCCAUUGGCCACCCUCCAUUUUUCGAAGGACCACGGUGGGGGUGUUGGGCAUUUUGGUUAUUGAAUGUGAUAUGUAAUAGUAGUAUUUAGCUAGGUUCUUGAGUCGAGUAAGGAAGAAAAUUAAAUCGUAGCCUUGUCAACUGUGAAGGGAACAAAAAUUAUAGGAAAAAUAUCUAGUGGGGGGAAAUUUGUGUCAGCAAAGGACUAAAUCAGCCGGUUGACACUACGGGUCUAAUAGAUUCUGUUUUGGUUCGUAGUUUGUUCAAGUUAAGUUUGUUUAUCCCAUAUUUACUUUGAUUAAUUAAUGCAACGAUUGGUAAUGAAUAACCAACCUGUGGAAGCUUA
This is a messenger RNA of Arachis duranensis, 1808 nucleotides long. RefSeq names its product protein phosphatase 2C 37. Gene Ontology annotation, cellular component: nucleus; cytosol. The transcript has 4 exons. The coding region runs from base 112 to 1413 and encodes 433 amino acids. The record is from RefSeq and is a predicted model, not a curated record. Gene Ontology annotation, molecular function: cation binding; protein serine/threonine phosphatase activity. NCBI's taxonomy places the organism in Eukaryota, Viridiplantae, Streptophyta, Magnoliopsida, Fabales, Fabaceae. Gene Ontology annotation, biological process: protein dephosphorylation.